Molecule: messenger RNA, 2156 nt
Organism: Fundulus heteroclitus (mummichog)
Lineage: Eukaryota; Metazoa; Chordata; Actinopteri; Cyprinodontiformes; Fundulidae
Product: calponin-3-like
Exons: 1
Coding region: 48-287 (79 amino acids)
Source: RefSeq, a predicted model, not a curated record
ACACGAAACUGAAAGCUCUCUUUCCAAACCCCCCCUUUCAGGCCGGCAUGAGUGCACCAGGAACCAGGCGGCACAUCUUUGACAAGAAGCUGCAGCUGGAGAAAUGCGACACCUCCACCAUCUCUCUGCAGAUGGGCACCAACAAAGUGGCCCCCUCCCAGCAGGGCAUGACCACCUACGGCCUGCCCCGCCAGGUCUACGACACCAAAUACUGCACCAACCCCAACGACACAUACAACAACGGGAGCGAGGUGGAGUUUGACGGAUACAACCAGUACUCUGACUGAAGAAGCCACAGACAGCCCCCCCCCACACCCUCUCCUCCCUUCCCUCCCCCUUUGCUUUAACGCCAGACAACCCACCACAGCUGUCUCUGCGACGAGCAAAGCUUCCCAGACUGUUAUUUGACUCUGAAUGACGUCAUCCUUCUUUUUCUAAAAGUGUUUUUACUCCUAAGAAGUUUUAUAUUUUGCUUUUCCAUGAGCACGAGACAGAAUGUUGUUUACACUGGCCCCGCGUCGAAAACGUUCAUGCUGCGGCCGACUUCUGCUGCCCUGGUUAUUAUUAUUAUUGGUAGGAAAUAGCCACACAGCACACAGAGGUGGAGAAGUAUUGAUCUUUGCUAUUUAUAGUUUUUUGUUUUUUUUUAAAUUGCUUUUUAUUCUCGUUUUCAAAGAUUUUAACUCUCGACGCCCCUAACUUCACAUUGCUACCUUUCCAAACAUGUUUGAUCAGCGAUGGAGUAGAAUCUGAAUGUUUGCGCUCACGUCCACGUUAAAGCUCCACGGGCUGAAGGGUCCCGCUUUUUUUUUUUAGAUUUUUGACAGAAGCCUCAGAUUGAUCCAUGCCAGGAUGGAUGCUGACGGAGCAGCGUUAGACGUCAAAGGAGGGUGAUUUGUGUGGUUUUUCGGAUGUUAUGAGCUUCCAGGUUGUGUUCUAGAUGCUUUUCAGUCCCGGAGAGUUCACCGCUUUCACAAAGGAACACGUCUAGGCAUAGUGUUACAUAGUUAAAGGUUUGGUGAGCGGAUUUAUCAGUAGUUUCUGUAUUGCACGCAAGUCCACCUAUGUUAGCCUUCAUAUGUUAGACAGCAGUUUCCUUUAGCCUUUUCUCGUAGUGGAUUUUGACCUUAGUGUUGCUGCUUUAGUUGCACUUGAAGUUAGUUGUGCGCAGAAAACGGCGGUGGAUCGCUACAAGCUACUUUUUAUUCAGAUACUCUUUCUGAUAAUAUCCUGAACAUUUGGGUGAAAGUACCUGCCUUUCAACUAUUGCCCAAAACCGGUACGUAUUAACGAGUCAAUGGUUAUUUGACUUAUUUGAAGCAAAACUGUGUUUCUCCUGGCUGCAGGAUUUUAAUGAAGCGUCGUCUUGCUUCAGAUGGCCAGGGCUUUCCUUAACCAGUAUAACGUCUCUUCCCUGUGGAAGUCUCUGCAGUAAGCCCGUGUUUUAUCGGCUCAUGGAUGCACCAUGGCGUCGGGCUAUAGGUUUGCAGCAAAACCAUCUUUUUUCCCCUCAUCCAAGUGUAACUUUCCUUGCUGCAAGAGAGGCCGCUGGGCAUGGGAACGCCACCGUUAUCAGACCCGGAUCAUUGAGUACCACCAGCGACAGACGGUAGGCAUAUCAAGCCCAAGCUGCUUGCUGAAACUUUGCAUUAGAAAUCAAGCCUAAUGAGAAUAAGUUCAAGAACAUUUCUUGAUCAUUAUCAUUGUACCGUAAGGCUGAAGGUGCCACUCGCUGUUGUGGGAUUUAUUACCCAAUGAGCUGUGAUUAAGACCAGAUGUGGUUUAGGUUAAACGGCCUUAGGCAUUUUAUUGGCUGUAGAUUUCAACUGCAGCUACCGCUGUUGGAAGUGCGCCAUCUAGUGUUGCUUGCAUGUCUUUGUUGUAUUAUCAAACCACCAAAUUGUCUUUUACGUCUUGUAUUAAAUUUAGAUUGAGAUUGUAGAUUUGUUUUUUUUUAACUGUGCAUUAAACAGAUUAUUUGUUGUCCGAGCGAUCACCACAACAGCACUGAGGCGGAUUUAUUUUAAAGGACAUUUUCCCCCUAAAAUGUUUGUCCCCCCCCCCCAUCCCUCCAUAAUUAAACUAACCCAUCCCCUCUUCCGCCCUGUCUGCCUUUCACUACUAUGGCAUUUGUGCAAUAAAAACACUUGAAAACG